Geosmithia morbida is the source of this 1194-nucleotide messenger RNA. RefSeq names its product formamidopyrimidine-DNA glycosylase. The record is from RefSeq and is a predicted model, not a curated record. The transcript has 4 exons. Gene Ontology annotation, molecular function: zinc ion binding; DNA-(apurinic or apyrimidinic site) endonuclease activity; damaged DNA binding. Gene Ontology annotation, biological process: base-excision repair. Gene Ontology annotation, cellular component: nucleus. The coding region runs from base 1 to 1194 and encodes 397 amino acids. Lineage: Eukaryota; Fungi; Ascomycota; Sordariomycetes; Hypocreales; Bionectriaceae.
AUGCCUGAGAUUGCUGAAGUCGCUCGCAUCGUCCAUUUCCUGCGGCUGAGGCUCGUCGGGAAGCGGAUCGCGAGUGCUACGGCCAUUGAUGAUGCCAAUGUUUUUGGGAAAGCUGGUACUACGAGCGCCGAUGUAGAGAAGGCCCUGGAGGGCAGGACGGUUGUGUCGGCAGGGAACCAAGGGAAGUAUUUCUGGAUAACGCUCGACAAGCCACCGCAUGUGGUAAUGCAUUUUGGAAUGACAGGUGAGAUUACUUCUUCCAGGAAACCACCUGUAAACGAUGCUGGUGUUGACCGGCAUGUGCCAGGAUGGGUUCAUAUACGGGGCGACAAAACAGCCUACACAAACUACUACAAGAAGAUGAAGGAGUCGGAGUUAGAUCAGUGGCCACCGCGGUUCUGGAAGUUCCAAGUUGUCACCGAGGGCGUGCCAGAGACAGAAAUCGCCUUCACCGAUCCGCGGCGGUUCGGCCGUGUGCGACUGGUUCAUUGCCCCGGGGAGUCCAUACGGCAAUACUCUCCGCUUGUGGAGAAUGGACCUGACCCCGUGGUUGACACCGACUCCUUCACCAUAGAGUACAUGCGGGGCAAGAUGAGGGCCCGGCGCGUCCCCAUCAAGGCCCUCUUGUUGGACCAGACCGUGAUCAGCGGUAUCGGAAACUGGGUGGCGGACGAGACGCUGUACCAUGCCAAGCUCCACCCAGAACAGUACUGCGACGAGUUUGACGAUGAGGCCAUCACCAAGCUUUUCGAGUCGAUACGCUACGUGUGCCAGACAGCGGUGGACAAGCUGGGCGACUCUGAUGAGUUCCCGGAGCAUUGGCUCUUCAACCACCGGUGGGACAAGGCCAGGAAGGGCAACUCGUCAAAGCUUCCCAACGGGGAGAAGCUGGCCUUUAUCACUGUCGGAGGGCGCACGAGCUGCUAUGCCCCCGCAGUACAGAAGAAGAGUAGCGGGAUCGCUGCGAGGGUGAAGACGACUGAGAAUGCCGAUUCAGACGACAGCAGCAGCAAGACACACAAAAGAAAGAAGACUAGUAGUUCCAGGGUGAAGAAGGAGGAGUCGGACGAUGACGAUACGGGAGGCGAUGCAAAGAAGAUGAGAAAGCAGUCAGAGAUGAAGUCAUCCAAGGCAAAGUUGGAGGACGAAAAGGGCACAACGCCGCGCAGAAGAUCUGGACGGCUGCAGAAAUGA